AUGUGGCAACAACAUUGGCAUGCAAUGAGUGACGACGUCUCACUUACUUUUGAACGUACAACGGGUUUAUCUGCUACUAACAUCAGCGCAGCAGGUCUGGAACAAUACAUCUUAUUCGAAAUUGAAAUUCUUCUUAAUUCUAAUGCCAGCUCAUCAUCGCUUCGUACCUACGGACUACCAAUGCCACGUUCUGACUUGCUUUCUGUUAUAACAAACCGUCUUUUAAUGGAAGAGAAGAAUUAUGAGUUACAAAAAUUGGCCUCCGACCAUGAGCUUCUCAAAAAUGCGCUCAACGCAGAACAGUUAGGCGUCUACAAUUUAGUUAUUACAUCAGCAUCGGGAAAAAUAGUUUUAGCGGUUGCCGCCUCCGGGAUUGCUUCGUUGCUAUUACCAUCUGGUAGAACUGCACAUUCAAGAUUCAAGAUUCCUUUGAAUUUAACAGAUGACUCAAUUUGCUUUGUAAAAAAAAAUACUCACCUUGCUAGGCUACUAACUGAAACCUCUCUUAUAAUUUGGGACGAGGCUCCCAUGAAUGAUCGUAGAUGCUUCGAGUCGCUUGAUAAGACCCUUAAAGAUAUACUUGACAAUCAGUCAAAGCCCUUUGGCGGAAAAUCAGUAUUGUUAGGCGGAGAUUUUAGACAAACGCUUCCUAUCAAGCCUAAGGCUUUAAAGUCUGAGAUUAUUAACUCAUCUCUUCCUAAGUCAAACCUGUGGGUACAUUUCAAGCUCCUAAGAUUGACAGAAAAUAUGCGCUUGCAUCGUCCUAACUUAACUAACCAAGAACGAGAUGAUAUCGCAUGA
This is a messenger RNA of Helianthus annuus (common sunflower), 801 nucleotides long. RefSeq lists its product as uncharacterized. Gene Ontology annotation, molecular function: DNA helicase activity. The record is from RefSeq and is a predicted model, not a curated record. Lineage: Eukaryota; Viridiplantae; Streptophyta; Magnoliopsida; Asterales; Asteraceae. Gene Ontology annotation, biological process: telomere maintenance; DNA repair. The coding region runs from base 1 to 801 and encodes 266 amino acids. The transcript is spliced from 2 exons.